Messenger RNA from Stegodyphus dumicola, 604 nucleotides. RefSeq names its product larval cuticle protein 16/17-like. Gene Ontology annotation, molecular function: structural constituent of chitin-based larval cuticle. Lineage: Eukaryota; Metazoa; Arthropoda; Arachnida; Araneae; Eresidae. The record is from RefSeq and is a predicted model, not a curated record. Gene Ontology annotation, cellular component: chitin-based extracellular matrix.
GUGCAGGGUGAAAUCUUAAUUCAGAGUAUGUCUGUUUGCUGAGGCAAGAUUAGGAUAUGGCCGUAUGGUACCCAUACCUGCCGGAGGACGAGUACAAUAUCAGCUCCUAAACAAAGACGUUUACCAAUUUGGAUAUGAUACUGGAACUGGACCCAGUCAGUCCUUUAGAGAAGAAACAAGAGAUGCUGAUGGCAUAGUUCGAGGCCGUUAUGGUUUCAUAGAUCCUUUAGGUGCCUUGAGAAUCAUAGACUACAUGGCGGAUCACACUGGAUUCCAUGUGCUCUCGGCAUUAAGACUAACACCUGAAACUUCAACAUUUUCUGUUCCAAGCACGCCGAGGCCAACUAGACCAAGUAGACCUCCUAAACCGAAGCCCCGCCUUCCAUUCUUAGGACCAAUACCUCCUUUCUUGCCCCGUUUAACCUGAUCUAAACCAAGUCUUGGUUAAAUUAAGUACCAUAAAGACAGGUCGUUUUGAGUUUUAUGCAUCAUGUAUAAUAAAAAAUUUUAAUAUUUUAAAUUACAUAUAUUUAUUUAAUUAAUUAUAUACCGGCUUUGACGGUAUAUAAUUAAUAUAUUGGUCAAUAAAAGUAUGCUUAAUGCU